GGCGACUUUGGCGGCAGCCCGGUACCAGCACCGCCUGGUUCUGGUUCUGGUGCUUGUGAAAGGACAGUGGUUUACGGUUCCGACUUGGAGUUGCGUCAAAUCUUGGAAGCUGGUGGAAGUCGGUGGGUGGCCGCUGGCACCAGGGCUACUGGGGAAGGUGGUGAUCGCGCCUGCCGGAACGGAAAGGCGGUCAGUGCGGAUUGAGUCUAUUUAUUGAGGCUGACUUGCGCAUGCUCCAGCGCUCCUCAUCGACAACAUGACCAAGGCGCGCCACGAAAGCACGCAACUUCUGCAAUUGGAGGUUGUGCAAGGGACAGAUCCUUCCAACAACAAUGUCAUCCGUGCACAUGCCGCAAUCAGCACCCCAAAGAUCGCCUGCUUCGCCUAUGCUACUUCCGAGUUUCUGUACCUCUGCGUGAAGCCCGCGGCGCAAACAGCGGCCACGCGGCAGAUCCCAUGGUUCAAUGAAGAGGGUAUGACCAUUCUUCACCUUGCUCUCAACUCCUCUGGGGAAUACGUCGUGGCCAUUACAAAAAAUUCCAGCUUGGUUAUUGUCCCUGUGGCACCGCUCUUGGCACCACUCGUCCAUGCCGGACCUGCGGUGGGCCUGCCUCGUCAACCCUUUCGCUGGCCCCAUGGCCUCUCUCUUCCCCCCUUCUCUUUUCCCGGCGACGACGUCAAGUGUCUUGCGCCCGAUAAAACCCUGAACGGCUCGAGCUGCUUGGCAGUAUGGGAGCCUGUGCCUGGUUUUCAUGCUUAUGCCAUCGUGGGCGGUGCCUCCAACUUGCACUUUGUUCAUCUCGAAUCGCGUCAAGUCUUUUCAGUUCGCACCUUUAGUCCUAAACAAGAGAUUGAGGACAUGCGCGUCAUCUACUCGGCUCACGAUGAUGGCCGCGCACACCUCGUCUGGCGUCAGGGCCAGACAUUUGGUCACAUGCUUCUCCAGUAUCGCUCCUUCAACUCCGAAGGUGAAAUGCAGCUUCACACAAUCAUUGAUGAUUACGGUGGUGUUCCCUACAUGAAGCCCACCAAGACCACCUGCAAAGCCUCCCAUGGGCCCAGCCUCCAGUACUUCCAGUCGGAGGAGGCCAUCAGCGAGGAUAGCGACGCGCCGUUUCAGGAGAGCGGCACCGGUGCUGGGACCCAGCCCGCCCGCAUCGUGGCCAUAGACAUGCACCAGAAUCGCGCCUCCAUUUAUGGGGAUCUCAACAUGUUUCAAGAGGCUUUUCGCUUGCAGCUCCCCACUGGUGUCAAGGCCAUCAGCUUUAGCAAGCUCAUUGCGGCCGCUGUUGUGGCCAAUGACCAUGGCGAGUAUCGGAUCCAGCUUCUCUUGAAUGCCUGGCUGACAAAGACCAGCACGGCACAGGAUUCACCCAACCUCGGUAGCUCGCAUCAGGCAUCACAAGAUGCUGAAACCAUCUUCUCGGAGGAGGUCCUCCCCGCUGGAUGGACCGAUCCACUCAUGGUGGUGCCAGAUCGCAGCCAGCCACCGGAUCGAGCCUUCUUCAUCAUGUUUCCUGAAGGAUUGCAACACGUGCAGAUUAUUCAAGAUUUCGAUGAGCUGUGUCUUGAACGCCUUCGCGCCGGCGAGGAUGCCAGCCGCCUUCUUUUUGCACUUUCCCGCACAUCCAACGAAAUUUAUGCGCGAGCUGCCCAACAAUGCAUCGCCUCGGGGCAGUACGCGCAAGGCCUGGAAUACUUUCUCAAGCAAGGCGCCAAUAACCCCAUGGGCAUCAUUCACCUCUUUGUUGAGCAUGGUAGUGCCUUUGACUUGCUUUCGCAGCCAAAACAUGAACUGCCACAGACGCGCAUGCACUCACACACGCUCACUUGCUGCUUCAAUGGUGGCUCUGAGCGAGGGCGUACUGGAUCUCAUGCGCACGACGCCUUUGGUCGCGUACCCGCCGACAAGCCCAUGUCAGAGGCUGAGAUCUUAGAACACGCCCAGGACUUUGCACGAGACAACUGGGACUACAAUCCCUCAACCUCAUUUGCGCUGGCAAUUCAGAGUGGACUGCAUGGCUAUGGGCUACGCAUCGCCCACGCGCGCUCCAUGCUGGACGAGGCGUUGCGUCAUGUGAUCAAGGCCAAUCAAGUGCCGCCCGAGCAGCAAGCCGUUGAUUUUUUGAUCGAGCAAGAGCUUACACGCUCGAUCACCGAGAUGCUUGAUGGCCAUUUGCUCAGAAGCCUGCAUCCCGAUGACAUUGUCCGGCUUUUGACCUCAGAACCCAAAAUGUUUCGCGAAUGCACGGUCUUUGUGCGACCCGUUUUGCACGAGCUGUCAUUGGCAUCAUUGGAAAGCCUUUUAGCCUAUCUCAAUCCGGCACGCUUUCACAUCAACGCUAUCUUACAACGCGCGCAAGAAGAGGAGCUUGAGGGCGGUAGUGCUGAAGCAGAUGAGCCUCGAUUUGCCAGAUGCCUGAUGCAAUUGUUUGCCACUGCUCUUCUUCUGUUACAUAAACAUCGCUUAGCCGGGGCUGCUUCUGAGCGCGAAUACCUCGAGCUGUGUCCUUGGCACCGCGAACCACACAAUGCCGUGCGGAACGCAUUUGUGGAACGAACAAGCCAUCAUGGCUCUGACUUGACUGCCAGCCCUCUCUUGGGGUCUCUUGAUGAUGACGCGCUCUCCGACGAUGAGGAGCAACGUUAUCAGCGCUUUGGUGAUUUGGGCUUGGGAGGCGAGUUGUACGUGUGGGGAACUGGUGAGGAUGGCCGGCUUGGGCUCGGCGAAUUUUUCGUGGAUCAGCACUUGGCGCAACCCAUGCAUGUUAUCCGACCUUUGCGGUCGCAUGACACCUGGAAGGUCUUGAGCGUGAGCUGUGGGCAGGAUUUCAGCACAGCCAUCACCUCGGGCGGCAUAUACACUUGGGGUAACAACCAACACGGCCAGAGCGUGGAAGGUUUAUGGGGCUGGGGCAAUAAUGACCACGGACAGCUGGCCUUGCCUCACUAUGCCAAUGUGGCGAGCCCCAAGCGCCUCAUGGCCAUCGAACGUCUGAGCCCUGAAGUCUUGGUAGCCGGUGCCUAUCACACCGCCUUUAUCACGCAGCAGGGCAAAGCGUUUGCGUGUGGCCGCGGCUGUGAGGGACAGUUGUUUAAUACCGUUGCCGUUGAGAGGCAGCAUGAACCACAGCCCAUCUUCAUCCCAGAGGAUGGGACGCCAAUUCGUCUUUUGGCAGCCGGAGCAUUUUGUACCAUUCUCGUCUCUCAUGGUCAUCGCUCAUGGCUCUCGGGCGAAUUGCGGGCUAUUGAUGUCACAACCAAACAUGCACCUAGGCGGUCCAAGCUCGCAGAAAAGGCAGCACCUUUGCCGGGUCCGCGAUGUUUGGAUAGCGGAACGGUGGACAUUGCUGCAAUUGAUGCGAUUGAAGCCCACACCCAGCAUGCCAUUGCUUUGUUGGAGGAGGGCUCUUUGGCCGCGCUGGGUUCCAACUCGAGUGCAGCCAUGGGGUUAGCCAGCAACGGUGUCUUUGCGACAUGGCAGCCCAUUCCCAAUUUGAAGACUUGCUUUCAAGACAUUGGGGUGGGCGAGACGUUCAGUGUAGCCAUUGACAACGAUGGGCGGGUCUGGUCUUGGGGUACAGGUCGAUUUGGCGAGCUGGGAACCAACGAGCUUCAAGCACAGCGGCAAUAUCCGAGCGUCAUUCCGGACAUUGACGCUCAGAAUCAAUUUUCGCUGCAGUCUGAUCUUUCCGAUGCAUCCAACGUUGCCUUGGGCCGGACUUGCAUGCCAGCAGGGCUGCGGCGAAAGCGGGCUAUUUCAGCAAAACAGACGGUCAAGCGAACGACGCCCCAAAGAGCGCAGCACCCGGCGUUGGCCGUACUUGCACGCUUGGAUGCAGCAAAAGCCUUUGCUACCGACUUUCCUGAUUCAAGCAUCAGCGCUGUGGCAGAUCGUUACUACACUGAAGUGCUUUUGCCUUACGUGGAGUUGAUCCGCACGCCGCCGCCUGGCUUGCAGCAAGACCUCGACAACGUUGCAGCUUUCAAAGAGCCCGUUUUCUUUGAUGCCAUCUUGGAUGCUUUGGAGGAGCUGCCUGUGAGCGACGUCGUUAUCAAUCAACUCGUGGAGGCGCUGGCUGCCAUGGAGCCUCAGAUCACCACGACGCAAUUGGUGCAGCACCCGACACUCGUGGCCCGAACCAGCAUUGACCUUAAAAUGCAGCUUUCGACUUUGCUCCUCAGUCAAACAAACGCGUUUGUUCAGACACAGCAGGAGCAGGACAGCCGGGCCCAGGUUGUGCGAAAUAUCCUGGACAACGUGCACAAGGCUAUCGUGGCGCGACCGGGACUGUCAUUGAGUCAUGGCGCUGCCUAUGCCUUACAAGACGCAGGCCGGGGCGAGGUCACGGCUGGUCGAGCUGAUGUGGUUAUUUUCUCUUGCGGCCAUCAUUUUCCCAAGCAAGGGUUCGAUGCUCAAGUGCUGCAACGCUUUGCCCGAGAGGUUCAGCAAUCGUCUUCCGGAGCUGGCGCUCUCUGGGCCAACGUAUUGCGAAAAGAGUAUCAAAAGUCGGCGGGCCUCAUUCAGUUGGCAUGUCCCAACUGCGUCCUUUCCACUUUGAGUUCGUGA
This is a messenger RNA of Monosiga brevicollis MX1, 4570 nucleotides long. RefSeq lists its product as uncharacterized. The record is from RefSeq and is a predicted model, not a curated record. Gene Ontology annotation, cellular component: cytoplasm. The coding region runs from base 257 to 4570 and encodes 1437 amino acids. The transcript is spliced from 25 exons. NCBI's taxonomy places the organism in Eukaryota, Choanoflagellata, Craspedida, Salpingoecidae. Gene Ontology annotation, molecular function: guanyl-nucleotide exchange factor activity.